Molecule: messenger RNA, 646 nt
Organism: Micropterus salmoides (largemouth bass)
Lineage: Eukaryota; Metazoa; Chordata; Actinopteri; Centrarchiformes; Centrarchidae
Product: galactose-specific lectin nattectin-like
Exons: 7
Coding region: 95-646 (183 amino acids)
Molecular function (GO): signaling receptor activity
Source: RefSeq, a predicted model, not a curated record
CCGAAGAAGGUAUAUAAACGCUGGGUUUCCCUCUCAACUACACCCUGCUACCUGCUACUGCUGCAAGUGGAACUCAUCUGAUCAUCACAACAAGAUGGCAUCAGCUCUUCAUUUCAUUGCGGUCAUCUGUUUGACCAGUGGGCUGUGUAUUGGAGCCAAUGCAUCAAGUGAAACAGAAUCAGAUCAUUGCUAUAAAACCUGCCCUGACGGUUGGACUGUGUUUGGCCAACAAUGUUACAUGUUCCACAACAGUGAACAGCAGUGGGCUGAUGCAGAGCGUUUGUGCACUUCUCUCGGUGGGAAUCUGGCUUCCCUUCAAACCGCAGACGAGUACAAGUUCAUCAGAAAGAUGAUUCAUAAAGUGACUGGUGUAGAUAAAGACGCUUGGGUUGGAGGCUACGAUGCAGCAAAGGAGGGUGUGUGGCUGUGGAGUGAUGGUUCAAAGUAUGACUUCAAAGGCUGGGCUGCAGGGGAACCCAACAACGCUGGUGGAAGAGAGAACUGUAUGGAGAUUAACUUUUAUUGUUGGCCUUUCCCUUCAUUGUUGGAUGUUUACUUUUCUUACUCUCUGUUUUUCAAAAGAGAUUAUGUCAACGAUGCCAACUGUGAUAUCAACAAACCUUUUGUUUGUGGGGUGCACCUGUAA